UAUAGCCCAUAGAACUAAAACUGGAUCUAGUCUAAAUCUAACAACUAAAACAGCACAAGUUCUUAACAUCACAUCUGCUUUUGAUUUAGAUCUAGAUCUAGGUCUAGAUCUAGAAGCUACGGCUUUGAGACAAGUCUGGAGUCUAGAAACACACUUCAAGACAAUACACAAAAUACACUGUCAUCUUACUUUUUUUAGGCCAGAGCAGUAGAGCAGCAUGUAGGAUGUCAGUUUUGGUGUUGUUGGUAGCCAAGCAUGUUGUAGUACAGUUAGAUUAAAACUUUAAAAUGGCAAUGGCAGGUUCUGCCAAGACAAUUCCAUUUCUAAAAUUUGCUGAUGAUGAUGAUGUAUUUCCUAAUGCUGAAAGUUUGCUGACUGAAGCUAAUGUAGAUGAACAGCAGCCACAUAUAAAAUUAGAUUCUGGUUUUGGUAGCUACCUCCUUCAGGCUGGUGGGGCUUUUCUAUCUCCAUCAUCUCGCAGGAACUCAAAUCACUCAGCUAGGUCAAUCAUGGAGGAAGAAGACGAAGUUCUAGUGUUUGUUGACAGCCCCAACAAAAAGUUGUAUUGUCGACUUUGUGAUUCAGUGUUUAAGGAUCCAGUUAUAGUAAGCUGUGGGCACACUUAUUGCAAAUCUUGUGUUCAAGCUAAGUCAGAUGGCGUGUGCCCAGUAGAUGAACAGCGACUGGUUGUGAUGGUGGCUAACAUUGCAGUGUCAGAACAAAUUGGGGAGCUGAUGAUCCACUGCAAGUAUGGCUGCUGCUACGACCAGGCCCUGAAGAAAUACAUUGCAGAUCCUACAAGAUGCCCUAUGAAAUUGAGAAUGAGUCAACGAAAGGACCAUGAAAGUGAUUGUGAUUUUAUGCCGGUGGAAUGUCCAAACAACGCAGGGUGUCCCCAGCUGCUUAAGAAAGACCUGGAUGACCAUUUAAGGUCUUGUAAUCACGUCAACUGCCCAUACAAGAAAUAUAGUUGCGAUUUCAUUGGCACACAAGAGGAAAUGGAAGAGCACUUGAAAUCUUGUAGAUUUGAAGGAAUGAAAGAUUUUAUUCAUCGAAUCGAUGAGAAAGUCGCUGACUUACAAAUGCAUUUAAAUCAAAAAGACCAGGAGAUUGAGUUUCUGAGAUCCAUGCUUGGUCGCCUCUCGGAGAGACUGGAAAACAUGGAGAAGAAUGUUGAGAUGAGAUUCUGCAGUUUCUCAGAGCUGGUAGAUCGAAAUCAGAACAAAAUAUUUGAUGAGAUUUUGGACAACAGAAAAGAUAUUUCAGCCCUUUCAGAAGAAAUGUCCCAAAUUAGCAUGAGGAUAAACCUGGGUGCCACAGCUGGAGCUUAUGAUCCCAUCUCAAUGUUCAAAUGCAAAGGAACAUUUGUUGGUCAUCUGGGUCCAGUCUGGUGCCUGUGUACAAUGGGAGAUUAUCUGUUUAGUGGAUCCACAGACAAGACAAUCAAGGUGUGGGACACAAGCUCCAGCUAUAAGUGUGUCAAAACUAUGGAAGGCCAUACUGGCAUUGUUUUAGCAUUGUGUACUUAUGGGAAUAAGCUGUUCAGUGGCUCACAAGACUGCAACAUUAUUGUUUGGAAUGUGGACACAUAUGAGAGCUCCCAUAUCAUCAAAUCCAACGACAACCCAGUAUGCACACUUGUGGCUGCCAGCAACAUGCUCUUUAGUGGAUCUCUCAAGGUCAUCAGGGUAUAUGAUGUACAUACCUACGAGUUAAAGAAAGAGUUGACAGGCUUAAAUCAUUGGGUGAGGGCACUGGCUGCAACCAAUGAAUAUCUCCUGAGUGGCUCCUACCAGACUGUUAAGGUUUGGAACAUCAACAAACUAGAGUGUGUGCGUGAUCUGGAGACAUCUGGGGGUAGUGUGUACAGCAUUGCCAUCACCAACCAUCAUAUACUGUGUGGCACUUACGAGAAUUGUAUUCAUGUUUGGGAGCUCAACACUUUCAAUCAGCUGGAAACUCUAAUGGGCCACAAUGGGACAGUCUAUGCCCUGGCUGUUCUACACACUGCCUCUGGCACUAAGGUCUUCAGUGCUUCCUACGACAGAUCACUACGGGUGUGGAGCAUGGACAACAUGAUCUGCACACAGACGCUAGUCCGGCACCAGGGCAGUGUGGCGUGUCUCGCCGUCUCCAGGGGUCGCAUCUUCUCAGGGGCUGUGGACAGCACGGUCAAGGUGUGGCAGUAAGGACAGGUGCCUGGUCAUGUGACUUUGUUACGAGAACAAUUUGUUCUAACUUUGUUUUCUAGAACACCAAGGGCAGCUUUGGAUUAGUACUUUGUUCUACCCAUUUGUUACUAGUACAACGUGUUUAUUGAUUAGUACUUUAGUUACUUCUGUGUAUGUUGAUUAGUACGAUAGCGAUUUCCCAGCAAUAUGUUGACUGGUACUAUGGAUAUGUUUAAAAAAAACAUGUCGAUUAUUACCAUACAUAUGCAACAACACCAUAUGAUGACUAAUAAAAAAGCAACAUAUUGCUGGACAACUAGCCUGUGUUGGUGGUACAUUACCCCCCCCCCUCCUGUAUAAGAUAAAAUACUCAGAUAAGCAUGCAUGUAGGGUAGCAGAUAAUCAUUUCCAGAGAUUAAUUAGAUUUGUUAGACUGAUUAGACUAGAAUCAGAGAUUGAUUAGACUAGUCUCACAAAAGAAACUGCUUUACUUUAAACCUUGCUGAUAAAAUGAAGCAUCUUUGUAUUUACCUUUUUUAUGAGGACUGUGGGUCUGAACUAAUUAGGUAACACAUCCAAGAAGGUUUAGAAUUGUUCACCUUUCUGUGGAUGGUUGAGUGCUGUGUUGUCCUGUUGUUCAGGUCUAAUACUGGCUGGACUCACAAUUAGGUGGCUAAUGUGAUUACCACAAUCAGGUAGCUGAUGUGAUGACCACAAUCAGGUAGCUAAUGUGAUACCUGUGUGGUUUUGUUGUUUUACUGGCUUGAUCUUACACUUAGGACUUCUCUGUGAUCAAAUGACCCUUGUUCUUGUUCAUGCUGAUACCUUAUUUUUAAAUUUAAAAUGGUGUUUUAGAAUUGUUUAAGACAUUUUUUACAAGUCUAUUUAUAAUCUGUUCACUUUACGACAGCUGUUGCCUUAUACACUGGUUGUUUUAUCGUUGUUAACUUGACAUACAUUUGUUUAGAGCUGGCUUGGUCAACAGUAUACCACAGGGCAAGGACGUUUUUCAAUAAGCAAACUGACAUGAAGUCUCUUAUAUAGUCAACUGUGACAUGAAGUCUCUUAUAUAGCCAACUGUGACAUUAAGUCUCUUAUAUAGCCAACUGUGACAUUAAGUCUCUUAUAUAGCCAACUGUGACAUUAAGUCUCUUAUAUAGCCAACUGUGACAUUAAGUCUCUUAUAUAGCCAACUGUGACAUUAAGUCUCUUAUAUAGCCAACUGUGACAUUCAGUCUCUUAUAUAGCCAACUGUGACAUUAAGUCUCUUAUAUAGCCAACUGUGACAUUAAGUCUCUUAUAUAGCCAACUGUGACAUUAAGUCUCUUAUAUAGCCAACUGUGACAUUCAGUCUCUUAUAUAGCCAACUGUGACAUUAAGUCUCUUAUAUAGCCAACUGUGACAUGAAGUCUCUUAUAUAGCCAACUGUGACAUUAAGUCUCUUAUAUAGCCAAC
Molecule: messenger RNA, 3626 nt
Organism: Physella acuta
Lineage: Eukaryota; Metazoa; Mollusca; Gastropoda; Physidae
Product: E3 ubiquitin-protein ligase TRAF7
Biological process (GO): ribosomal large subunit assembly; Notch signaling pathway
Cellular component (GO): nucleolus
Molecular function (GO): zinc ion binding; protein binding
Source: RefSeq, a predicted model, not a curated record